Messenger RNA from Andrographis paniculata, 1387 nucleotides. Its product is annotated as putative GEM-like protein 8. The record is from RefSeq and is a predicted model, not a curated record. The transcript has 4 exons. Bases 496 to 1215 code for a protein of 239 amino acids. NCBI's taxonomy places the organism in Eukaryota, Viridiplantae, Streptophyta, Magnoliopsida, Lamiales, Acanthaceae.
AUUUGGAAUACAGCUAUAUGAAAACUAAAGCAGUGUCCAAUAAUGGUGGCUUGUGACAUCACAGACCACAAAUCGCCAGCUAAAAAGAGCAACUAUUAUUGAAAUAAAUAUGAAGAUAAAUAGAAGAAUCACCUAAGAAAAUGAGAGAAAAAGAGGGAGUGGGGGAGGAGGAAACUUAGUACCAAUGGGGAAUGGUUUGAUCGUUGAUUCUCAAUCGACAACUGUCUCGAUGCAACGAUCGUGCCAUAAUUACACAAUUCUAUGUUCUUUUCGAAAGCCAAUCACUGAAGAAAAGGGAAAAGAAAAGAGAAAGCACAAAGACUCAUCUUUUCGUCGAAAGUAUUAUUCAAAAGACCGUAUCUCAAUUCACUUUUUAGGACAAGAGAAGAACAUGUUUUUCCCUAUAAAAGGGGGUUUUCAGAGCCUGGUUCGAAUCAAAACAGCCUACAUUUGAGAAGAAGAAAAGAAAAACAGAUUUCACAGUAGGAAAAUAGAAUGGAUCAGCUAAACAGCAUCAAGUCGAGUAUUUGGAAGAAGAAUAUGCACAAAGAACAUGUUCCAAGAAUUCACAACACUUCAAGAGAAUAUACUGUUCCUGGUCGAAAAGCAGUGUUACCUGAUGGCGAAUAUCAACUUCUAUCUUCUCCAGCAGAGCGCUGCUCCAAAAUCAAACAUAAUGCAGGUAGAAUGAAUUCGGUCAUCACUAAAGUGACCAAGCUAGGAGAAAGAAUGGAUGUUUUUACACAAGAAUUGAGAGAACACGUGAGAUUAGGUCCGAAGCUAAGCGAUACAGUGCGAGGAAAGAUGUGUUUGGGAGCAAAAAUCCUUCAGGAUGGAGGGUUGGAGAGAGUUUUCAGGCAGAAAUUCAAUACUGGAGAUGAUGAGAAGCUGUCGAAGGUUUCCCAAUGCUAUUUAUCAACAACAGCAGGGCCAAUCGCCGGGCUCCUUUUCGUUUCCAAUGAUAGAGUCGCCUUCUGCAGUGAGAGAUCCAUCAAACUCACCACUCCGGCAGGGAAGCUGCUAAAAGUACAUUACAAGGUGAUGAUCCCAUUGAGAAAAAUAAAGAAAGCAGUUGAAAGUGAGAACACAUCAAAACCAUCACAGAAGUAUGUGCUGCUGGUGACACGAGACGAUUUUGAAUUCUGGUUCAUGGGGUUUCUUAAUCAUCAAAAGACUUUGAAGUUUCUCCAGCAAGCAAUCAACCAAAUUAGAUAACAACAUAAAAUUUAGUGUUUUUGCCUUAGAAAAGAACGCUAUACUGUAUACAAAACAAUAACGAGUUAUGACCUCAGCCUCAUCUGUAACGGGAGAUCUAGAACAAGAAUUCAUCCAUCUUUAUCAUCUAUACAUCUGUAUGAGAAAAAAAAACAGCACGCCUUACGAAUCU